AUGUCCAAAGCUACAUUGGCUAUCAUCGCCGCCGCCAGUGCUGCCACUGGCGCUGGUGUUACUGCGAUGUUCUACCCCAGACCAAAGGAGCAGCAACAACAAACAGAGCAACUUCCGGCUUCCACCCCCGGAGUCGUGAAAGUCCCAACAACAACCCCAAUUCCAACCCUCGCAACCAAAGCCACCGGCCCCGUUAACCCCGCCGGAAUUCUCCAAUAUGGAUUCCCCGGUCCCGUAGCCGACGAGCUCAGCUCACUGCCUUUCCACGGGGCGUACGAUCGCCGAACCCGCAAUCCCGCCUGGGUCGCCGAGCACAUCACCCCCCAGUCCGUCGCAAUGAAGAACGGUGACCGGAAACACAGCACUUUCUUCGAAGAUACCUCCAUCCCAGCGCUCUUCCGCGCUAAGCUGUCCGAUUACUUCCGCUCCGGCUACGACCGCGGACACCAGGUUCCAGCCGCCGACGCAAAGUGGUCACAAGAGGCCAUGGACGGUACAUUCGCACUGACGAAUAUGUGCCCGCAAGUCGGCGAGGGAUUUAACCGGGACUACUGGGCGCACUUCGAGGACUUCUGUCGCAAUCUUACACAGCGCUAUCCCUCUGUGCGAAUUGUUACAGGACCCCUGUACCUGCCUCAGCGGGAUCCGGAUGGAAAGUGGCGUGUGAACUACGAGGUUAUUGGUAACCCACCCAAUGUCGCUGUGCCAACGCACUUUUAUAAGGUUAUCUAUGGCGAGGAUGGGUCGAACUCGCCGAAUAGCAAGGUUGCGCUCGGCGCGUUUGUGUUGCCGAAUGCACGCAUCGCGAACCAGAAGAGCUUGUCGGACUUUGAGGUCCCCUUAGAGGUUUUGGAGCGUGCCUCCGGUUUGGAGUUUGCGGCUCAGUUGGACCCCAGUCGUCGUCGUCGCUUGUGCCAAGAUGUGCGCUGCGAGAUUACGGUUCGCGAGUUCAACAAUACCAAGAAGAAGGUUGCUUAA
Molecule: messenger RNA, 978 nt
Organism: Penicillium malachiteum
Lineage: Eukaryota; Fungi; Ascomycota; Eurotiomycetes; Eurotiales; Aspergillaceae
Product: DNA/RNA non-specific endonuclease
Exons: 1
Coding region: 1-978 (325 amino acids)
Biological process (GO): apoptotic DNA fragmentation
Cellular component (GO): nucleus; mitochondrial inner membrane
Molecular function (GO): RNA endonuclease activity; single-stranded DNA endonuclease activity; metal ion binding
Source: RefSeq, a predicted model, not a curated record